AUGGCAAUCUCGGCCUUGAAAGCCCACAUUCUCCGGAAUCAGAGCUCCCUGCACCAACUAUGGCCGCUCAGCGUAACCAACGGUGGUCUCCGCCGUAGACAAUCCAACGAGUUUCCUCUUCUUCCUCCACUCUCACAUCCUAUCCAUUUUCUAUCUCAUCCUCUUCCAGUUCACAAUUGUUCUCGCACUCCUCUCUCUACUUUUCUUCCUGUGCUCCGACGUCGUUUGCACCCUCUAUCGUGUUCCAUGUCCUCGCCGAGCUCCUCGCCGGAGGCCGACGGUACCUCCGCCGCCGGCGACAAAACGGUGAAGGUGGUGAUCAAGGGUAGGGUUCAGGGAGUGUUCUACAGGAACUGGACCAUCGAUAAUGCAAAGGAAUUGGGCCUGAAAGGUUGGGUCCGAAACCGCAGGGACGGGUCCGUGGAGGCCCUGUUCUCGGGAAGCUCAGAUAAGGUUCAGGAGAUGGAGCAGCGGUGCAGGCGGGGCCCUCCCGAUGCUAUAGUAACGGGCCUUCAGGUUGUUCCCUGCAGUGAUGAUCCCGGGCCCACGUUCGAGCGUAAGCCAACUGUUUAA
This is a messenger RNA of Striga hermonthica, 573 nucleotides long. NCBI's taxonomy places the organism in Eukaryota, Viridiplantae, Streptophyta, Magnoliopsida, Lamiales, Orobanchaceae. The record is from the annotation of a GenBank genome assembly.